Messenger RNA from Neltuma alba, 2636 nucleotides. RefSeq names its product scarecrow-like protein 3. NCBI's taxonomy places the organism in Eukaryota, Viridiplantae, Streptophyta, Magnoliopsida, Fabales, Fabaceae. The coding region runs from base 629 to 2044 and encodes 471 amino acids. The record is from RefSeq and is a predicted model, not a curated record. The transcript has 2 exons.
GAUAGGCUUAGGCUCGUCUUCUCAGAAAUUCCAUUGUCCACUGAGAGGAGGGAAGGACAACAAAACACUAACGACAAAGGGGCCCGUCACGCAUUGUCGACAACGUAGCCAUGAAGAAGUCCUUGAAACCGAAACUUUUAGUCCAAACAUUGAAUUUCACUCCCACACGAGAACAAGCUUCGCUGUUAGUCUGCUAAAACCCACCCCCUUUCGGUUCGGCUUUGCCGAGAUUCAGUUUCUACACCUUCCUCUUCCUGUUUUUCAUAGGGAUUCUUCUGGGUUUUGCCCCAAUUUCAAAGCCCACUCGCGGGUUUCCGAUUCUCUCCUUCGAUUCACCAAUUCUCGCCCUCAGUUCUCUGAUGCUCCUCCUCCUCCGGAAUUGUCUUUCUCUGCCUUGCGUGUGGGAUCCGCAGCAUUGAUUUUAUUACUGAGUUCCUCCUUAUCCAGACCUCGUGCUUUGGAUUCGUGUUUUCUUUGUCAUUCCUUUUGCAUAGGUAUAUUCUGUGCAUUUCUUCAAAUUUAUCUCUGGUUAUCCUUGAGUUAUUUGAAUAGAUCCUAGAGUUUGUAAUCAAUCCAACUUAUCAUUGACUCUGUCAAAUAAGACUGUUCUUGUUGUCAAAUAAGAUCUAUGUUUCAAGAUGAAGGGUCAUCUUCUGUAACUUCAUCACCUUUUCAGUUCUUCUCUAUGAUGUCACUUUCACCUAGCUUAGGAUCUCCAUACCCUUGGCUUAGAGAGCUUAAAUCAGAGGAAAGGGGCUUGUACUUAAUCCAUUUGUUGCUGACUUGUACAAAUCAUGUAGCUUCUGGUAGUCUUGAAAAUGCAAAUAUGGCUCUCGAACAAAUUUCCCAUCUUGCUUCCCCGGAUGGUGAUACUAUGCAGCGAAUUGCUGCCUAUUUUACUGAAGCACUUGCUGAUCGGAUACUUAAAACAUGGCCUGGUCUCCACAAGGCCCUCAAUUCUACUAGAAUAGUCAUGGUUUCCGAAGAAAUUCUGGUCCGGAAGCUGUUUUUUGAGCUGUUCCCAUUCUUGAAGGUGGCGUUCGUGCUCACAAAUCAGGCUAUCAUGGAAGCAAUGGAAGGAGAGAAGAUGGUUCAUAUAAUUGAUCUCAAUGCUGCUGAACCUGCACAGUGGAUUGCACUCCUCCAAGUUUUGAGUGCUCGGCCUGAAGGCCCUCCUCACUUGAGAAUUACUGGGGUUCAUCAACAGAAAGAGAUUCUGGAUCAGAUGGCUCAUAGGCUGAUUGAAGAAGCAGAAAAGUUGGACAUCCCAUUCCAGUUCAAUCCUGUUGUGAGCAAGUUAGAGAAUCUUGAUUUUGACAAACUCCGUGUGAAGACUGGAGAAGCACUAGCAAUCAGUUCGAUUGUCCAAUUACAUUCGCUUUUGACAUUGGAUGAUGAAUUGCGCAGAAGACCUCCUCUCCUAACAAAAUGCUCAAAUGGAAGUCAUCUACAAAGAGCCGUGCCAAUGAAUCAGAGCUCAUUAGGUGAUUUGCUUGAGAAGGAUAUGAUCAAUAAUAGGUACAGCCCAAGUCCUGACUCGACCUCAUCAUCCCCAGCAUCGUCAAUUGCUUCAAUGAGCAUGGAGAGCUUUCUCAAUGCCUUGUGGGGUUUGUCUCCCAAAGUCAUGGUUGUGACAGAACAAGACUCUAAUCACAAUGGUUCAACUCUAAUGGAGAGGGUAUUAGAAGCUCUGUACUCUUACGCAGCGUUGUUUGAUUGUUUGGAAUCCACAGUCUCAAGAACAUCAAUGGAGAGAUUAAAGGUGGAGAAGAUGCUUUUCGGUGAGGAAAUCAAGAACAUUGUUGCGUGUGAGGGAGCUGAAAGAAAGGAAAGGCAUGAAAAGCUUGAUAAGUGGCUACAGAGGCUUGAUCUUGCCGGGUUUGGGAAUGUGCCUUUAAGCUAUUAUGGGAUGUUACAAGCAAGGAGAUUACUACAGAGCUAUGGCUGUGAGGGAUACAAAAUGAGGGAGGAAAAUGGCUGUGUUGUUAUUUGCUGGCAGGAUAGGUCACUUUUUUCAGUAUCAGCAUGGAGACCUAGGAAGUAAAAUGGAAAAAUCUAGAGCCCAAAAUGGAAAAAGGAAAAAAAAAAAAAAUAGAGGAAGAAGCACUGAUCAGGUUUUCUUUUGGUUUUUGCUCUUUUUAUUGUUUGUAUGAAAGAGUUUUGUCCAUAUGGUAAUGACUAUUUUUCCAUAACCAGUUUAGGACUGCUCUUAUUAUUUGGUGAACACCACAUGGAGAAGUGGGGAAAAACAAGGGAGGGAAAAAGUGACUGUGAGAGUGAAAGAGAAGAAGAAGCAAUCUUUCUGAUUCUCUCUUUAUUGUUGCUGCUUUAAUUAUAUAUGAAUAUGAAUUCCUAUACUCAUGACUACAUAUUUCUGCUGCUUAUUAUUCACUUUUUCAGUGCAAUCAUUUUUCCCCAUUUAAACUACUGGGGAAAAGAUUAUUUUCUUCCUCAUUUCCUUCAUGGCGGAAUUGGUUGUACUGAUUCCUGAGGAAAGAUAGACAAAGGUAAUGCCUUUUGUAAUAUAUUUUAUAUGCUGUUGGCAUUUUUCUGUAGUGUUUAUAGAGCAGCUGUGCGAUUCAUGUAACUGACCCUAACCGUACCUAAUAGGAAAAAGAUAAGGUUUGUUAUCGAUA